Molecule: messenger RNA, 3191 nt
Organism: Bolinopsis microptera
Lineage: Eukaryota; Metazoa; Ctenophora; Tentaculata; Lobata; Bolinopsidae
Product: calcyphosin-2-like
Exons: 11
Coding region: 12-1937 (641 amino acids)
Molecular function (GO): calcium ion binding
Source: RefSeq, a predicted model, not a curated record
CAUUGUCAGGAAUGUCGUUUCAAGACCUGAGUAUAAGCGGGUCUCCUACUCCAAGAGCGGAGUCUCGGGGAGCUGUUAGUGCCCGACAUCAGAAGGUCAAACAGAGAACUCACUCUGGGAAAAGCAUGGGGGGAGGCGCAGUAGUGACACGAGACCAGCUAAACCUAGCAAAGAAGCUGGCGUACUACGAAACUGAGGUGGAUAAAGCAAAGCAGGAGCUUAAUGCUUAUAACUCAAAGAAGGAUAACACACAAACUAAAGCUCCAGUCCAGCGAGAAGCUAUCAACAAAAGUCGCUCUCAACCUCCUCCUAUCAAAACACAAGUACCGCCCCUGAAGCUGAGCAUGCUGAAACAGAAGAGUGACAGUUCACAAUACCAUGUAACACGUGGUGUGGAUACUUCCCGGUCAGUAUUGAGUUGGGGUGACCCCUCCUACAGGGAUACUAGACCUCAUGGGGUUGGGAAGAUUAACACCGGGGGAGAUAAGAGGAAGGGAGUUGAUAAGGAGAACCGUAGAAAAGAGGAGCAGAGGGAGGAACGGAGGAAGGAGGAACAGAGGGAGAAGGAGAACAGGGACAUCGAACAUAGAGCGGAGACGUCAAGAACAGAGCAGGGGGAGGAGGGAGCAGACCCAGAUGGAGACAUUGAGAGAGAUACCGGACAGGAGCUGGGGUUUGAGGCUUUUGAAACUGAGGAAGGAAAGAUAAAACGAGCUCGACAAGAAGACGCAGUAGAAACACAGAUGGUCCAGGACCUAACACAACCGGAAACAACCGACGAAGAGCCCAACUCGUACACCCUCCGCACCCCCUGGGCCACGUCAGAGCGCGCGGACUUUUACGCGCUGAAAGAAAUACCACACGUGAAACGAAUUGAUAACUCGCUCCAUACGACCAGCAAAGAACUUACAUUCUCUAAUCUGAACAAUCGGGGAGUUCAGAAGCGGCUGAAAUUCAGAUUACGGAUAAUCAGCAGAUGCGGUAGAGACAGCUUACGUGAUCUACAUGGUUUCUACUUUCUAUCAGACGACUCAAUUGUCGUGUACGAGUACAAAGAAAUCGGAAAGAGGGUCACCGCCUCCCCACUAUUCCCUCGCACUGUAUACCGUCACCCACGUGGACGCUGGAUCGGAAACUCUUACUCCCUUCGCGAUCUGAAAAUAGGGUCCACACUUGAUCUGCCGACCAGCAAUAACCCAGCACUGCCGGCUAGCAUCACACGAGCUCCGUAUACUCUGCUUCGUGUUAUGGGCGUGGAUCAAGAAGACGUCCUCAGUUUGGUUUACGACGGUUGUAGGAUUGAAGAUCGGGCAGAUAGAGCAGAACAGAUUAAAGACUUUGUUACUCCGGAACAGAUAUGGAGAAUCAGGAAUUUAGAGCAUAUUCAAGGUCAGAUAAGGACACAACUACGUUCACGCCCUCUGAGAUCGCUGGUAGGGCUAGGUCACUACUUUAUCCUUCACGAUAAAGAUAAGGAUGGAUUCUGGAGGGCCGACGAACUUCAGGCAGUCCUCAGAACUUUCAGAAUAAAACUAUCGCAUCAGGAUUUCGUUGUGUUUUGGGAUAUUCUAGAUGAAGACGGAAGUGGAUUGCUUGACGUAGGAGAGUUUCUGCGGGGCUUGCUGGGUGAAAUGAGUGAAGCAAGGGUAGGGAUAGUGUAUAGAGCCUGGAUAAAGAUGGACCCCGGGAGAGUUGGGGAGGUGGCGUAUAAAACUGUCGGCCAGUUUUACAAUCCUGCUGUCAGUCUUAAUCCUGACUCCGACGGCACCUCUACUAAAGAGCAGUUAGUUGAGGAGUUCCUGGAGUGUUUCAGUGCCGGGCCUCUCAAUCAGAAGAUAACAUACAGUGAGUUUGUGGAUUACUACACAGCACUGAGUCUGUCAGAAGAGGAGGACGAAGUUUUUGUUACCUUCAUGAAACAUUGCUGGAAUGUGUAAUUAAUCAGACUAGAAUUACGAAGACUAUUGUAGUUUGCUAAUUGUUAGGCAACAUAGAAAACUGUGGGAGUUGCUAUGAAAAUGGACACAUCCAUAAUACUGACGACAGAAAUUAUCUGAGUUAUUAGGUCAGUCUAACUCAGAAAACUGUUGGUUACUAGGUAACCUUGAUAGGACUCAGCGAGUUGAUAGAUUUGAGUUAAUAUAUACAGUGAGAGAGAAUGAAGAAAGGAACUGCAGAUUUAAUGAUGUGAUGAAAUCCAGGGCGGUAUACCAAAUACUGUAAGAGUGAUUUCCAUUUAAUAUUCUUCCCACACACACGCCACUGGUCUAAAUAUAGCAUGAUAUCAUAUUAUUAUCCCGUCCGGUUUGAAUUGUGUUACCUGAUUAUACGACCUGUUGUUUAUUGUUGUGACUUGUGAAAUCGUGGUAUGCCUUGCGGUCAUUAUCAUUUAUCAACCUUCAUUUUAUCGGCAGUGACCUAUUAUUUUGCCUAAUUUAUACUGACAUUGGCGGUGAAUUGUUAAUAUUGAUAAUUAGAGCACAGGUCUUCAACUCGAUUACACUUACAGUAAUAAUGGAGCUGAAUUAUAUCAUUAUUUUGUUAAAUUUACAACUUCAUUCGGCCGACCUUCUACCCGCUCAGCAAAUGGUUGAUUAUAAUUCCCUGAGCAAUGUAGUUAUUUUAGUUCCGUAUGUCAGCUGGACUGAUGUUUUCCGGAGAAGUAAACGCUGGCUAAUUGGGUUCCAUUUUAUUCACUUAGCAUAUAGUUAAAUUAUUGCUCGCUUAUGAUAAUCAGAUUACAUAUACAAUUAGUUUUCAAUCCAACUGCUUUAAAAUAUAAAUACCAUUUGUACGAGGUGUCCAAAUUUUGCAUGCUCACAAUUUAAAAACUUUCAUUAUUUUUUCAACACCUUAUUUUUAAUGACAGCGCCAAAACUCUUACUCUUACUCUUAUUCUUCGGUUUUAUUAUUAGUCAUAUAUUUUAAGUUCGAACAAUGCCUGUUUCUGCGCCGGAAAAGAUAAUUACCUAGCAUUCAAGCCGGCCUGGAAGUAGCUAUUUUCUUUAUUUUAGCUAAUUGUUUUUCUGAAUGUGCAAGUGUUAAGUACAUUUUUCCAUCACUAUUGUGAAUGUUCCUCGUGAUUUUUAUUAACGAUUCAUGUUCCUAUCUUCAAUUUUAAUUCAGAUCACCAUAAUAAUUUAUUUAUGACGCUGUAAAUAUCAUCUUAUGUCGAUAGUUUAAUUUGAGUU